Molecule: messenger RNA, 774 nt
Organism: Aspergillus viridinutans
Lineage: Eukaryota; Fungi; Ascomycota; Eurotiomycetes; Eurotiales; Aspergillaceae
Product: putative G-patch domain protein
Exons: 1
Coding region: 1-774 (257 amino acids)
Molecular function (GO): nucleic acid binding
Source: RefSeq, a predicted model, not a curated record
AUGUCCCACAGCGACGAUGAGGAUUAUUUUCUUCCGCUGGAAGACCAGCGCAUCUUCGGCGCGGGAAUCCGUCGCAAGCGCGUGCAGUUCGUCCGCUCCUCAGAACAUGAACUAAACACCACCACCACCUCAACAACCACAACCACCACCACACCCCAAUCCACAUCCUCCGGCUUAAGUCCAGCCGAUAAAUACCUUUCAAUCGUCCUACCGAAAGAAAAAUCACCCGGCCAAACAUCAGAACCCGCCGCGCGCAACGAAACAGCUUCCGCGCCGCCCUCGCCCUCCGCCGUACCCGCUCCGGUUCAACGAUGUGAGGUGUGCAAUCUUCCGCUUUACGGGGAAAUAGCAGGUACAGAUGAGAAAGGCCUUGCUCGGCCACACGAAGCAUCGCUCGCGCAUCAGCUGUGUCUAUCUCACUCGCAUCCACCGUCCCAUCUCGACCGCACCCGUCACGGACUCCGGUAUUUGUCCGCUUAUGGUUGGGAUCCGGAUAGCAGACUGGGUCUAGGGGCUCCGGGGCGUGAGGGAAUUAGGGAGCCCCUUAAGGGAAGACUGAAAGUUGAUACUGUGGGGCUGGGGGCUAAGGUCGAGCCGAGUGCGAAGGGGAAGAAAAGGGUAGUUGCUGCUACUGCUCCUCCGGCCAAGGUGCAGAGGUUGAAUGCGAAGCAGGUGCGAAAGGGGCAUUUUGACGCAAAGAGGAGAGGCGAGAAGUUGCGGGAGAUGUUCUAUCAGAAUGAUGAUGUGCAACGGUACCUGAGUGGGGGUGCAUAG